Messenger RNA from Heterobilharzia americana, 942 nucleotides. Lineage: Eukaryota; Metazoa; Platyhelminthes; Trematoda; Strigeidida; Schistosomatidae. The record is from the annotation of a GenBank genome assembly.
AUGACAGAAUAUCGUACUAUGCUUGAACAAGGUGCUAAUGUCCCGAAGUCUCUCAACCAGAAAAAUAUUUUAGACUUACUGUGCUGCACAAGCUUUACAUCUCGAUCUAAUUUUUUGAAGCACCUGUUCAUAUGCGAAAAGCGUCAUGAAAAUGAUCUUCAGAGAAGGGCGGGAAAGGUGAGACCGACAACUGAAAAAGACCCUGCGUCAUCUGAUCGUAUUUUGCGAAUGAUUGAUGAGAAAUACGCUCGUUUACAUUGGGAUUUUUGGUUGGCUUCUGAAGUCAAAUGUCCUGAAUCAUCUCAACCUUUACUAUUCGACUUCUCCUUUGAAUCUGAGAUGAGACUGGUUGAUAUUAAAUCCCUUUCAAAACAAAUGACGCACGUACUUCAGAGAAACCGUUUAAUGCGACCACAUCCAUUCCACAUGGUGCUUUGUGGUUUAAAACAAGGAACAAACCAAUUUGCUCUUAUGGAAGAAGCUUUUGGAAUAAAUGGAAAGGAAUCAAAGGUAGGAAGCUUAUUCAAUUUUCCGUGGACAAUUACUCCAAAUCACUUUUCCAGUGAAUAUCCUAUUAAUGAUCCAGAACAGCCUGUUAUUCUGUUGUCUCCAAAUGCUCGUCGUACAUUUGACGCUGGUGAGUAUGAUCAUAAUGCUGCUUAUGUCAUUGGUGCAAUAGUGGAUAAAGCUGUUCGAAGACCAAUAUCUUCGGCAAUAGCACGACAGUUAGGUAUAAAAUGUAUUAGUUUGCCUCUGGAUCGCUAUUUAAAAUGGGGAAGUGGUAGAAGUAAAACAUUAACCAUCAACUGUAUACACGGAAUAAUGGCCACAGCUAAAGAAACUAAUGGAGACUGGAAGACAGCUCUUAUAGAAAAUAUACCUUCGCGGUUUUACAUUUCACCGACCAAAACAAAAUAUUCGUUUGUCUAUAAAAACUUCUAA